Prunus armeniaca (apricot) is the source of this 261-nucleotide messenger RNA. The record is from the annotation of a GenBank genome assembly. NCBI's taxonomy places the organism in Eukaryota, Viridiplantae, Streptophyta, Magnoliopsida, Rosales, Rosaceae.
AUGCAAAUUCCCAAAGUAGGAAAAGAGAAGUGUUCUGCAGCCAUGGUCCAUGGACCAGAGGAUGAUAUAAGAUCAGAACAGGCCCAGUACUAUCUCUGUCCUAAAACACUGCAAUUACCACCUCCACCCACUUCUCUUCCAACUCAAAACUCGAAACAGAAUUUUAAAGAAAAUAUAAAAUAUCAAUUCACCAGUGAGUUUGAAUUGUUCAAAAAUGGUCCUUUGAUCUGUGGAGAACAGGUCAGAAGGCCAACUACUUAA